AUGUCCCCAUCGCCGACCGGGUCUACUUCGAGCAUAACCUCUCCCCUGUGCCUCUAUAACGAGGACAUCGAGCACUUACGCGGGCCGAUCAAGGCGCAGAUCGAGCGUGGUCUCGCGGAGCUAGGCGCGCCCCAGGCUCCAUUACCGCAGUGGGUGGACGACCAGGUCGAGGAGCUCAUUAACGCGCUGAGACUGGUGGACAAGAGCGCUGCGGACGCGUACAAGGUGCGACUGGGCGGCUGA
Molecule: messenger RNA, 243 nt
Organism: Penicillium daleae
Lineage: Eukaryota; Fungi; Ascomycota; Eurotiomycetes; Eurotiales; Aspergillaceae
Exons: 2
Coding region: 1-243 (80 amino acids)
Source: RefSeq, a predicted model, not a curated record